Molecule: messenger RNA, 3186 nt
Organism: Sardina pilchardus (European sardine)
Lineage: Eukaryota; Metazoa; Chordata; Actinopteri; Clupeiformes; Clupeidae
Gene: znf384a
Product: zinc finger protein 384 a
Exons: 12
Coding region: 161-1966 (601 amino acids)
Biological process (GO): regulation of transcription by RNA polymerase II
Cellular component (GO): chromatin; transcription regulator complex; nucleus
Molecular function (GO): RNA polymerase II cis-regulatory region sequence-specific DNA binding; DNA-binding transcription factor activity, RNA polymerase II-specific
Source: RefSeq, a predicted model, not a curated record
ACAGAGUCGGGCUGCCCCACAAGAGGGAAAAAAAUUGAAAAAAAAAAUUGAGGGAAAAAAACGGCGAAUCUGAGGGUUCGGGCGGAUUUGGACGAAGUUUCCGAACUGUCCCGGCCCGAGGGAGACCCAGGGUUGAGAGGGAGUCACCAGCACCGAAAUAAUGGAAGAUUCCCAUUUCAACUCAUCAUACUUUUGGUCUCCCGUUCCCACAGUGCAAGGACAGAUUGAGAACGCCAUGUUCCUCAACAAGAUGAAGGAACAGCUGGGCCCGGAGAAGGCUGCCUCGUUCCCGCACUCCUCGUCCGCCCACUACCCCACCGCCGUGCUCACUGUGCCGGGUUCCGUCGCCAUGGACGCCAGCGCCGUUGGGCGGGGCCCCAAACAGGAAGGAGGCGGCGGCGGUUCCCAGAUGUCCGCGGUUGGGGCGCACCUGCACCCGCCCCACACCUCACAGAACAUCACCGUGGUUCCCGUGCCCUCCACAGGCAUCAUGACGGCAGCGGGGCUAGUGAUCACCACUCCCCAGGGCACGCUGGUCACCCCUUCUGCCUCGUCCCAAUCUUUUGUUUCUGGACCCCCUGCCACUACCAUGAUAGUGUCCACACUGCACCCCUCAAAUGCAGUAGAGACCAGCCGGCAUUCCUCUCUCUACUUCCACAGCCAGUAUAAGAAAGAGAAUGGCAGCAUCCCCCCAGCUGUCGUCAUGCCAGCUCCUUCCAAACGGGGAAGGAAGAAGAAGUCCAUGCUACCCCGAGAUGGUUCCAUGGCUGCCCACACACUGCCAACAGGAAGUGAUGCGUUGAUCCUUGCACACCUGGCAGCAGGGGGUCAGCACCACCCAGCUGACCCCUAUGACCUCUCCAACGAUGAAGAUGAUCAUACAAACAAAGAUGGGAACAAAUCUUACAGGUGUCGGAUGUGUGCGGUGACCUUCUUCAACAAGUCGGACAUGCAGAUCCACGCCAAGUCUCACACGGAGGCCAAGCCACACAAGUGCCCCCACUGCUCCAAAUCCUUCGCCAACUCCAGCUACCUGGCCCAGCACAUCCGCAUCCACACCGGGGCCAAGCCCUACACCUGCUCCUACUGCCAGAAAACGUUCAGGCAGCUCAGUCACUUACAGCAGCACACACGAAACCACACAGAGGCCAAGCCACACAAGUGCCCCCACUGCUCCAAAUCCUUCGCCAACUCCAGCUACCUGGCCCAGCACAUCCGCAUCCACACCGGGGCCAAGCCCUACACCUGCUCCUACUGCCAGAAAACGUUCAGGCAGCUCAGUCACUUACAGCAGCACCACAGAAUCCACACGGGUGACAGGCCAUACAAGUGUGUCCACCCAGGCUGUGAGAAGGCAUUCACUCAGCUCUCCAACCUGCAGUCUCACCGCCGGCAGCACAACAAGGACAAGCCGUACAAGUGCCACAACUGUAACCGUGGUUACACGGAUGCGGCCAGCCUGGAGGUGCACCUGUCGACGCACACAGUCAAACAUGCCAAACUUUACUCCUGCGGCUUGUGUAACCGCGCCUACACCUCGGAGACGUACCUGAUGAAGCACAUGCGCAAACACAACCCCGACCCCCUGACGGUGGCGGCGGCGGUGGCGGCCCAGCAGGCCCAGGGCCACACCCCCGGCACGGGCCGGGGCAGAGGUCGUGGGAGAGGGGGCGCGGCCGCAGCGGCGGCAGCAGCAGCAAGGGCGGCGGCAGCAGCAGCAGCGGCAGCCGCGGCAGGCGGGCCCGGAGGCGGGCAGGCGCCCAACGCGGCCAACUCCAACCCCCCCGGCGGCUACGCGGCGGGCGAGGGCGGCGUGCCCUGCCCCUUCGACCUGCACCAGUACAAGACGGUGUCGGCCGGGGAGAUCCAGUACAAGCCGGUGAGCGUGGCCGACCUGUCGGCCCACAAAGACCUCUGCCUCACCGUCUCCACCUCGGCCAUCCAGGUGGAGCACAUGAACUCCUAGACCACCGAACCGAGGGAGGGGAGGACGUGUGGGGGGCGGAGGACGUGGAUGGGAAGGACUAUAACGAGAAGAAAAAAAAAGAGACAAAACUACACUGCCUUGGGUUGAAUGAAAAGGUGAUCGACUGGAGCUCAGAUUGUAAGGAGUUGGGGCGAGCGAUGAAGCUGGGGAUGAAGCAAAGCAGAGGAGAGGAGGAGGAGGAAGAGGAGGAGGAGAGGAGACGAGCGGUGCAGGCACAGAGCACACGCAAGCUGCAUGGGUCAGAGGAGCCGGCGGGUGGAGGACGGGCGCGGUGGCACUUAGAGAACUUUUUAUUACCCGUUUUCUGUUUCUUGUCGUCGUCUUCAUUUUUAAGUCAUUUAUCAUAUGUGUGUAUUUUUCUAAUGUCUGUGUGUGUAUGCGUGAAUGAAAGUUUGUAUGUUUGUAUGUGUAUGUAUGUGUGUGUGUGUGUGUGUGUGUGUGUGUGUGUGUGUGUGUGUGCAUGUGUGUUUGUACGACAGAGACGAAAGUCAAGCAAUGAGUAUGGGUGACGGAGGAUGAAAUGGAUGUGGUGGAAUGUAUGGCAACAUCGGAACAGAGCAUUAUGAUUGUUUUCAACAAAAAAAAGCGCAAAGUGGUUUAAUAUUUCAUUGUUCUUCCCCGAGUGACGAUGUUGCAAGGGGUCGAAGUGUGAGAGAAAAGGCUGGUGGUAUAUGCUAACAGUGGUUUGGCUGCAAGGUACUAUUUACUUUAUUAUUUUUUACUUUUAAUACCAACUUAUAACAUACAUCAUUAUUGUUAUGCAAGUAACAUCAUUUAUCCUUGUUAUCAAUUGGCCGUUACUGUAAUCUUGUACAUAUACUACAUAGAAGAGAUGUUUUUUCAUUCAAAAAGGGAAGGACUGUCUUUCUGCCUAAAACAAGCUGUUGAAAAAGAUAAAGAAAAAAAAAAAAACAUUAACAAAACGACAUUAGUUAUAACCAAAUACGGAAUCAUGUAUUUCUAUCCCAGCCAAUCAGACACCUCCUCACUGCCCGGUGUCGAGCAGGCAGACAGCUGAUUGGUUGGUUUUGUUCAUGUAUAAUCCUUGUCGUAAUUUCCUUAUGUGUCUUUUUCGAAUAACACAGUUCUCAAUAUUCUUAUUAAUGUUAUUACUGUUGCUCUAUGACUAUUAGUAACGACGACUCUGCUGAAUUUGCUGUAUAGACCACACACAUCAUUAAAAGGACAAGAAAACCAAA